Messenger RNA from Thelazia callipaeda (thelaziosis nematode), 2272 nucleotides. Lineage: Eukaryota; Metazoa; Nematoda; Chromadorea; Rhabditida; Thelaziidae. The record is from the annotation of a GenBank genome assembly.
AAUAUGUUUCAAAAAAAGGUGUACUGACAAAUAAAAGUGGUAAAUUUUGCGCAGUAAUUAUUAAUUUCAGGCUGAAACUUAUGAGAGAUCGGUUCGAGUUUUGAACAAUAAGAAUAUUCAGACGGAUGAGAACGUUUCCGAGAAAGCAUUACCACAGAAAGCUGUAAUCUUUGAAGAUAUAGCGACUGAUAUGAGUCGAAUUGAAGAUCAUCAGCUAAAGGGGCAAGAAGCAAGUACUCAGUGGACGAGGAAUAGCUCAAUACCUGAGGAGAAUUUGUCAACAACAGCUCCAGCAUUUGCUUCUAGCAUAUCAACACGACGCAAUGAACCUGACGCUAAUUCUAUAUCUGAUGUCACGUCACUUGCAAUGGAUUUUACAACUUCAGAAGUUAUCGAUGAUAGCAUCAAGCAAAAAAUGUCACAAAAUAAUCACAAGAAGCAAGUUCAAACUUUUCCUGUAAAUGGUUGUGGUGUGCAAACCGAUAUAGCACAAUUUCAAGUUCAUGAACUUAUGCUCAAAUUACAUGAUUUACAGACCAAAGUACGUCCAAACUUAAUGAAUCGAAGUGCUGAAACAUCAUUAAAUGAUUCUAUUACUAAUAUUACAACGAAAGGGCGUGGGAUUCAGAAUGAAAAAAGUAGAAAAAUGUGCAACAAAUGUAUCCAAUAUGAAUUCACUCCAUCACUUGUUGAUAGUUCAACGGCUAUAGACAGAUCAAUUCGUGAAAUGGUAGAACAAGGUGCAAGUACAAUAAAAGAUUCUGAUUCACUUCUUCAUCAGUCUAUGGAAACAGAUGCAUGGAUACCACAAUUACAAUUUCCUGAAUGUAGUCGAUCUGUGCAAACAAUGUUUGAUGAUGAAGACGACGAUGAAAAUCAAGAACAAGUUUCAUUAACAAGCAAGCAAACAGGAACUGUGCAAAAAGAUGGUUCUACAGAUUUUUUUACUGUUGACAAUAGCACACAAUGUUCAUUGGAAUCAAAAGAUGUAUGCGAUACUUACGUGCAAACUGUGCUAGAAAUGAAUGAUUUUUGUAGUGAUCGGUUAACUUGUAGAAACUACAAUGCGUCAACGUUAACACUUAACGGAAGUUCAAGUGAAACAGAGCAGUCUUCAUUAGGAAAUGGCGAACCUCUACGACGAGAUCUUAUAAUUCAAACUGAUGAUUCAUAUCUAAAAAUUGCUCGACGACUAGAUCAAAUUCGAACGAAUAGAACUGAAAGCUUGCACAUUUGUAUAGCUCGACCUUUAAAAAAAUCAAAAUCAUUUACUGAAGAUCCAAGUGCGAGGCGAAGAUUCUUCUUACAGCCAGUCUGUAAUCCGAAAAAAGUAUUCGAUGAGAAGAAGGAAGACAGAUUAUCACUCCAAAAAUUCCAAAUGGCAAAAGUGUCAGAAGAUUUGCCAAAUUCGUCAGAAACAAUUCAACCAAAAACGUCAAAUUUUUUGACAGCUAAAUCUGACCCUCGAUUUCACAAGUCCCGCUCAAUUUCACCACAAAUAUUAUGUCGAAGACCACCAGUAAGGUCAAGUUUCAGAAGAAAGCCUUCUUUGCCAGGUUCUGUUCAACCUGGUAAAGUAAGUGACUUCAUCUGGUACCACGAGAAAGGGAUUCAUAACCCGGGAACUCCAGAAGGACUCAGAGCUAGUCAAAUGAUCAUCAUUGAUAUGCGAGAUAAGGAUGCUGUUGAUACUUUUGGAUUGGGUAGUGCUAGUUGUUCAGUUCCAGUAAAUUACUGUAAAGGUAUUGUCGUCACAACGUGCUGCUAUAAUAAUGAAGAUGUAACGCAAUCAGAAAAACGUAGAAUUAAUUUAUUAUCACAAGAUGGUGAAACGAUUAUUGUUGAUAUGGAUGUGAUGGCACAGGCAAAGACUAUCAACAAUAUGCUGACGGAUCUACUGAUCGACCAAGCGGAUGAUUCACAACCAGCUUUCGAUUUGCCUGUGCAGUUGCCAGCAAAAACGAUCAAAAAGGUCCUUACAUGGUGUACACAUCAAGCAUAUCUUACGGAAGAUGAAGGAAAAUCAGAAGAAGAAAAAAUUUGGCGAAAAAAUUUUCUGGCACUUCCGGACAAUAAUGAACUUUUUGAACUUGUACAGGCUGCGAAUUACUUGGAUGUUGGGGAUUUGCUUUCAUUUGGCUGUGAAACUAUAGCAAAUCAUAUCAAAGGAAAGACCGUGGAAGAAUUACGAGCUUUUUUUAAUAUUGAAAAUGACUUUUCACCAGAAGAAGAAGCUCGGAUUCGCGCAGAAAAUGCUUGGUGUGAAAUGUGA